ACAGAGGUUCUUGGCGUUCCAGAAUUCAGAAAACCUUUCUGUGGCACUAUACAGAGCAGGACAAGAUAUUCUGCAUCCAUUUCAUGAACCCCAACUCUCAGGUUUCCCUUCUUACUUUCAGAAUCAUCAUCUCGUAUGUGGCUUCUUCUCCAUUACUUUUCUUGAUGAUCUUUAAUAUUGCAAUUGUUCCUAAAUUUGUGUUGGUUCUUUUUUGAAGUUAGAUUUCUGGAGAAAUUAAGUGAGAAAUUAAGUCACAGUAAUCAAGAAUCUUGAGAAGUUGAUCCAAAAUUUGAAUCUGUUAAAAGGGUGUUGCACUUUACAUCACUUUUCUUCUAUAAUUCGUUUUGAGUUUUGAAGUUUCUUGCUUGCUUUUCCCUUAGCAAGUCUAAGUUUCGAUGCUCUGUUUUCCCCAUUGGGUUUUGAUGAACUUAGAUUUGUGAAGAAAUCGAUUCAGAGGAACCAAAAAUAUCGAGAAUUUGAUCCAAAUCCUGAAUCUGUUAAAAGGGUGGGUUUUGCAAAGUUCAUGCAAAGAUGAACGAUUUGAUGACAAAAUCGUUCUUAAAUUAUGUAGAACUAAAGAAACAGGCCAUUAAAGACAUGGAAUCUGAUCCCGACAUCGAGAAAGGUGGCCGACUCACUCCCAUGGACGAGCAGAACCUUUCUCAGUUCUUCCAAGAAGUCGCUGCAAUCGAGGUUGAAAUCGAAGAGAUUACCAAUCUCUUGUUGGACCUUCAGUACCUUAAUGAAGAAACCAAAUCCACCCGUAGCACCAAAGUUCUUCGUGGACUAAGAGACCGUAUGGAAUCUGACAUCGUCUCUGUUCUUCGCAAAGCGAAAUCCGUCAAGGGAAGGCUCGAAUCUCUCGAUCGCUCCAACAUGACCAAUCGGAGGAAGUCGGAGUCGUAUAAAGAAGGAACUUGCGUUGAUCGAACAAGGAUAUCGAUCACGAACGGUUUGAGAGCUAAGCUCAGGGAGAUCAUGAACGAUUUUCAGUCCUUGAGGGAGAAGAUUCUGUCAGAAUCCAAAGAAGAACUUAAGAGAAAGUACUAUAUUGCCACUGGCGAGGAACCCACAGAGGAGGUGGUCGAGAAGAUCAUUUCCGGUUGCGAAAAGGUUCAGUUUUGUUACGGGAAAGCAGGGGAUGACGUGAAGCAUGACGGAGUCAUGGAUAUUCAGAGGAGUUUGAACAGGCUGCAUCAGGUGUUUCUGGACAUGGCAGUUCUGGUCGAGACACAAGGGGAAAAGAUAGAUGAUAUUGAAGAGAAUGUAGCUAGCGCCGGUGAGUUUAUCAAUGGCGGCACCGACAGCCUUUACUAUGCAAAGCAGAUGAAGAAGAAGAGGAAGACAUGGGUGUACUGGGUUUGGGCUGUGGGGUUCAUCGUACUGCUGGUUUGCAUCAUUUCAAUGCUAAGUUCUUGAGAAGAGACAAGUUCAAAUGAUCUUCAUUAGGGUUUCUAAGCCUGUAAAUUUUGCCUGAUUCAGAUUUUUUAGCUAGCUAGGGUUUUAUCCAUGUCACUAAAAUGCAAUCAAUGGCAGUUUUUGUGCUCUGUUAUCUUAUAUUAACGUUCAUGAAAAUUUGACAGGCUCUUGCUUUGUUUUGUACGGCAUCUUGAGUUGCCUCUGUUUCUUUGAUCUCUCCUCUGAAUAAACAGUUUAGAUUAACUCAUUGUACCUUAUUUCCCUUGUUUCUCAAUCGGUUUAUGCACAAGCAAAGAGGCAGGAAUCAAGCCAAACAAUGUUACUUUCUUUCACUGCAAUCCUCAGGUGGUCAGUACAGUCAUGGCAAGCAUUUUCCAAGGUGCAAUCAUUCAGCCAGGU
Messenger RNA from Rubroshorea leprosula, 1818 nucleotides. The record is from the annotation of a GenBank genome assembly. Lineage: Eukaryota; Viridiplantae; Streptophyta; Magnoliopsida; Malvales; Dipterocarpaceae.